Messenger RNA from Talaromyces proteolyticus, 996 nucleotides. RefSeq lists its product as uncharacterized. Bases 1 to 996 code for a protein of 331 amino acids. Lineage: Eukaryota; Fungi; Ascomycota; Eurotiomycetes; Eurotiales; Trichocomaceae. The record is from RefSeq and is a predicted model, not a curated record. The transcript has a single exon.
AUGGGACCAAGACGAACUGAACCUCGCCUUGACCGCUCAGUCACCCUCAAUUUUGUGGGAGAUUGGGGCAUGGCCAACUUUCAUCGCAUUUGUUCCUGGUUAACACAACAAUUUUGUGAUCGUGCGGGACCAGAAAGCCGAGUUGCCAUUUGGAAUAUCAGGAACGGAGGCAUCGAAGCAGUUGUAGAAGUCUUCACAGGAGAAAAGCAGUUAGCGAUUGCUACGCCAGCUCAGCUUAUGAGCACGGCAUUGACAGGGGAAGGCAUCUUCGCGCCGUAUGGACCCAUGCCAACACUUCGUGCUCUGGCUGUUCUUCCGCAAAACGAUCGCAUGAUCUUGGCUAUUGAUUCCAAAUACGGAAUCAGUACAUUUGAGGAGCUCCGCCGCAAAAAGCCUGCUCUUCGAAUUGCGACGUCUCGCAACGACGGUACGAAUUUCAUCGGCUACAUCGCGUUUGCCUACAUGAAAGCGCAUGGAAUCACGGAGGAAACUCUACUAUCAUGGGGCGGAAAGUUCGUCACUGCAACACGUCCAGAACAGGCCUUCGAAUUGGUGGUAAACGGCGAGGCGGAUGCGCUUCUUCAAGAAGCCAUCAUGACCCCAUGGUGGGAAGAGGUUGUUGAACGUCGCAAAUUCAUACCCCUUCCAGCUGAAGAAGACGCUCUCGAUCGAUUCAUGAGCGAACAAGCCGGCGCCGCAACUCCUCAUAAAGAACCAGUUCCUCAAGGAUUCUGGAAAUCACUGUCGCGGCCUCUACCAGGCCUUGAUUUCUCGGAUUUCGUGGUUCUGGUUCGUGAAGACCUUCCCGAAGAUAUUGCAUAUCUCCUAACCUGGAGUUUGGUGGAAACCAGGGAGAUGAUAGAAAGACAAUACCGCCAUCUGCCGCCUGAGAAAAGCCCUCUAUCUUAUCCACUCCAGCCCCGGAACAUGGCGAGGACACCACUACCACUCCAUCCAGGUGCAAAGCAUUAUUUCACUGAGGCAGGAUAUUUGUAA